AUGAUUGCUACAAUGAUCCUCCUUUUCACAUCCUACACCCUUUCUUUCGGCCUCGCUUUCUUCACCAGAUCCUGGAUUUUCCACCUCGAAAUCAUCUAUCUUCCACACUUGACUGGCUCCAUUGUUGGCCUCCUGGGGACAAUCAGCGAAGUCGGAAUCUACCCUGAUGACAUUGUCGGCGGCAACACCAUCGCCGCCUACGUGCUCUCCACCCUCUCGAUCCUUUUCUACGCCUUAGCUUCCCUCCUCACAUACCGCAAGAUCUAUUUUGUCCGCCGCCGUGAUGCCAUGCACAAAGACACCUCAUCCUCGCGCAUCUUUACAAUGCCCGAGACCGAAAUGCAACGGCAGCAGCUCCUACGCCUUCUUCUCUCCCAAUCCUCCCCUCAGAACACUCCCUCGCCAGCAAAAGGCCCUGAAGCAACCUACAAAAUUCACUGGCCUGGCAUAAGCAGCAGCACAGCCCGCGGCUCUCGCCGCAACACCAUGUCCUCGCUUCGCAACUUACACUUCUCGCGGAACCCCCGCUCUCGUACAUCCGUCCAUCAACUUCCCGCCUCUCCAGGCUUCGCCAUGUCCCAGCAAUAUCAGCACCAACACCAUCCCUCCGCUGACCGCGCCCUCCCCGAAGUCAUCGUCGAAGAACCGACGCUCUCUUCAAGUCAAUCUCAAUUCCUGCGGCAAAGCCCUCUCCAUCCUCCUACCACCGCCCCCAUUAACAACAACAACAACGCGGUAUAUAAUCCUCUCCUCCCGGCUUUCUUUGACCACCACCCCGGCGAGCGUAUCCCUUCCUACCAUCCUCGCGCCUCAACCUAUUCCGCCGGAGGAAGGGGAACUGAGACCUUGUCUGCAGCCCAAGGAGGGGCCCCUGCGCCGAAUGUGCCCAGAUUGCCACCCGUAUUAGGACCAAACGGGUAUCCGAUAGACAAACCGCCGCUGCAUCCUACUGAAAGAGAGACCAAGGCACUAAGGCAUAUUCCAUUAGAUAAUUAUAUCGUUGUUGAUGAUGAGGGGGCAUUCCGAGAACGAUUAGCGACGGGAGUAGUCAGGAGGCAGAGCAGUGGUAAUGGUGCUGGAAAUGGAGGUGGGGGGUUGGUACAGCCGCCGGAUACGACGAGGGGGAUUGAGUUAGCUGAUCGAGGGCGCUAUGGGACAAGGAACAGGCCAGAGUUGGAGGGGGAUGUUUGGGCGAGAAUAUAG
Messenger RNA from Bacidia gigantensis, 1203 nucleotides. RefSeq lists its product as uncharacterized. Lineage: Eukaryota; Fungi; Ascomycota; Lecanoromycetes; Lecanorales; Ramalinaceae. The record is from RefSeq and is a predicted model, not a curated record. The transcript has a single exon. Bases 1 to 1203 code for a protein of 400 amino acids.